Molecule: messenger RNA, 1296 nt
Organism: Mesoplodon densirostris (Blainville's beaked whale)
Lineage: Eukaryota; Metazoa; Chordata; Mammalia; Artiodactyla; Ziphiidae
Gene: NKX1-1
Product: NK1 homeobox 1
Exons: 2
Coding region: 1-1296 (431 amino acids)
Biological process (GO): regulation of transcription by RNA polymerase II; cell differentiation
Cellular component (GO): nucleus
Molecular function (GO): DNA-binding transcription factor activity, RNA polymerase II-specific; RNA polymerase II cis-regulatory region sequence-specific DNA binding
Source: RefSeq, a predicted model, not a curated record
AUGAGCGCGAGCGGCCCGGCGGCUACCGGGGACGGCCCCGCGCUGCCGCCGCCGCCCGGGCCCAGUCCGGGGUCCGCACCGCCCGAGCCCGCCGCCGCCGCCCGGGACGCCAUGGACGGGCGCGCUGAGGUGCCCGCCUUCCCGCGGGCCGGAGCCCCGCCGCUCGCCGCCAGCGACACGGUGCCCGCGGCGCCCGAGGGGGCUGGGGCGGCCCGGCCCGGCCCGCCGCCGCGCCCCACCUCCUUCUCGGUGCUGGACAUCCUGGACCCCAACAAGUUCAACAGCAGAAGACGCCGCUGUGUGCUGCUGGGCCCCGUGGCGCCCGCGGCGUGCGCCCCGGCCCCCGCCGCCCCGGGACGCCCGCCGCGCUCAGAGGAGCUGGAGCGCCGUGCCCUCGCCGCCGCCGGAGGAGCUGGAGCCGGUACCGGAGCUGAGCCGCCGCACGCUGGCGACCCCUGCAAGGCGGACGAGGCCGAGGCCAACGGCUACAGCAGCGGCGGUGGCCGCAGCCCGAGCGCGGACAGCGGGGACGAGGCGCCCGACGACGAGGACGAGGACGAGGCGCCCGAGGCGGGGGCGGCGCACGGCGCGGAGGCGCGGGGAGGCGGCAGCGGCCUCGGGGCCCGCGGGUCGGGCUGCCAGGGCGAGGCCGAGGCGCCCCCAGGCGCUGUCGAUGAGGCCGCUGUCCCCGGCCCCCGUGGGAAUUCUCCGGGAGCCCCGGGCCCGCCGGGAGCCUCGGCGGCGCCCGGGGACGCGGGGACGACCCCGCAGGGCGCGGCGACGGCGACGAAGCCCAAGCGGAAGCGCACGGGCUCCGACUCCAAGUCCGGGAAGCCGCGGCGCGCGCGCACCGCCUUCACCUACGAGCAGCUCGUGGCGCUGGAGAACAAGUUCAAGGCGACGCGCUACCUGUCGGUGUGCGAGCGCCUCAACCUGGCGCUGUCGUUGAGCCUCACCGAGACGCAGGUGAAGAUCUGGUUCCAGAACCGCCGCACCAAGUGGAAGAAGCAGAACCCGGGCGCCGAUACCAGUGCGCCGACCGGCGGCGGAGGGGCACCGGGGCCGGGCUCCGGGCCGGGCGCGGGGCUGCCCGGUGGCCUCAGCCCGCUCAGCCCGUCGCCGCCCAUGGGCGCGCCGAUCGCCAUGCACGGCCCGGCCGGGUACCCGGCGCACGGCCCCGGCGGCCUGGUGUGCGCCGCGCAGCUGCCCUUCCUGUCGAGCCCGGCGGUGCUGUCGCCCUUCGUGCUGGGCUCGCAGACCUACGGCGCUCCCGCCUUCUACGCGCCGCACCUCUGA